Messenger RNA from Ixodes scapularis (black-legged tick), 6610 nucleotides. It is a transcript of the gene larp, whose product is annotated as la-related protein 1B. Bases 78 to 3296 code for a protein of 1072 amino acids. NCBI's taxonomy places the organism in Eukaryota, Metazoa, Arthropoda, Arachnida, Ixodida, Ixodidae. The record is from RefSeq and is a predicted model, not a curated record. Gene Ontology annotation, biological process: mRNA stabilization; positive regulation of translation. Gene Ontology annotation, molecular function: RNA cap binding. The transcript is spliced from 19 exons. Gene Ontology annotation, cellular component: cytoplasmic stress granule; cytosol.
GCCAGACGCCAGCAAAACGCUCUUUGAGAAAAAAGCGCCGCGGGUGUUGGUUUGGGAAAGCGUGCGUGUUUGCCGUCAUGGCGGCGACGGUGGCUACUAACCACGCGGAUCGUCAGCAGCACAACGUGUCCGACCUCAAGGCAUCGAAAGAAAGCGCCGGCUCGUACGCGCAGGCCCUAGCGAACCCGAGGGCCGCCGAACCGACGCCGAACACCAACGGAGUGUGCGGCGCCAGCGACUCGGGGCAGGACGGCGAGGCGGCCGCGUCCAACGACGAGCUAGGCCUAAACCGCAAUAUGGUUCACGGCGGUCCGUCGGCCUCGACAAACGCCACAGUGCCCGCCCGCGACUCGACCCCAGUGAGUGCCGAGACGACGUCGUCGUCGAACGGCAUCGGAGCCGCGGACCCGGCGGCGCACGGUGCCAGGCCCGCCCGAGCCAAGGAUUUCGGUGACUCCGCGCUGCCCAAAGUGAACCCGUGGACUGUGAACAGAAACGCGGCGCAUGUGAUCAGCGGCAAAGCCUCGACGGAACCCGUGGAUUUUGGUGGCACCGUCAAGCCGACGAGGCGAGAAGCUGCGGUGACGGCAGCAGCGGCGGCGACCACCAGGAGGCAGCAGCCGGCGACGUCAGAGAAGAGAAGCUCGACACGGCAGGGCCAGUCGGACGUGAAUGACUGGCCCACCCUGGGGGAGGUGCACACUACUGGUUCACAGGCUGCGAAGACGGCGACGGUGGAGGGCCACGCUCCCUCGAGCAGCCACCUGGUGCAACAUAACUCUGCUGCCUCUCCACCGGAGGCAUUGAGCCCCGGGUCACAAGCGUGCCCCGCUGGCCAGCAGCAGGGCUGCAGCUCCAGCAAGGACGAGGAAGAGGAGGAGGAGGAAGAUGAGGACUCGUGCAAGGAGAACCGGGACGGCGCCCCCGGCAGCACGACAGACUCCUCGGCCAGGACCACCCCUAGGUCGUCCCACAAGAGGGGAAGCAAGCAGAAGUGGCUCCCCCUGGACAUUGAACCUGUGAAGCAUGAGCGACGGAAACCAGGCCGCAGCGGGGCGGGAGAGCCCGGUCCCGGCGGGGAGCGCAGGGGCCGCAGCUACCGGGGGGGCCGCAGCGGCAGGGGAGGGGCUCGCCUGGGGGGACGUCCCUGGCCCUCCAGGGGCUCUGGCUCGCCGCUGGUCCCAGCCAAGGGGUCGGGCGAGGAGGCGGACCGGAAGGGCGCCGGCGCCGCGGAGGGCGGCAGCAGCAGCCGCGGCCGCUUCACGAGCCCGUUCCUGGGCACGUACUACUUCAACCACAGCUUCAUGAGGGUGGACGAGGCCACCCUCAGGGAGUAUGUCCGCAAGCAGGUGGAAUACUACUUCUCGGAGGAGAACCUGCAGCGGGACUUCUUCCUCAGGCGAAAGAUGGAUGCCCAGGGUUACCUGCCGGUGAGCCUGAUUGCGUCGUUCCAUCGCAUCCAAGCACUCACACAGGACGUCGGCCUGGUCAUUCAGGCGGUGAAGGAGAGCAGCGCUCUGGAGCUGUGCGGGGAGGUGAAGGUGCGCACGGUGCGGGACCCCCUUCGCUGGCCUCUGCUGCAGGAGCCCCCCGCCUUGCACCCGGACGUGCCGGCCUUCGUGCCUGGACAGCCUUACCUGCCCCUGCACCCGGGCGGCUCCCCGGGCGACGGCUCCGAGAUGUCCGGCGCUUCCCGGCGGCUGUGCGAAGAUGGGGAUGCGGGGGACGAGGCGGACAACGAACAGGAGGCGGAGGCUCCCCGGGCCCCCUCGCAGGGCAAGCCCCGCGAGCCCGGCCACGACGGCUGGAAGGAGGUGCGCCGCAGAAACAGGGCCACGGUCCGGGCCGCCAACAGGACGCAGCCUCCCCAGGAGGCCUUGGACCCGGACCGGGAGGAACUGGAGUUCCAGUUUGACGAGGAGCUGGAACGGGCGCCCGACGGCCGCAAGAACACCUUCACCGACUGGUCCGACGACUCGGACUACGAGUUCAGUGACACGGAGGUGAACAAGAUCCUGAUUGUGACCCAGACGCCCCCUGCCCCGGCCCCGGCCCAGGUGGGGGCGGGGGCGGGCCUGCGCAAGCACGAGGGCUACGACCGCACGGGGGACUGGACUACCCGGGUCAAGAUGACCCAGGAGCUGGCCCAGAUCAUCAACGACGGGCUCUACUACUACGAGGACGACCUCUGGAACAGGAUAGACAGGCAGCAGGAGCAGCUGUACCGCACGGUGGAGGUGGUGAGCCAAGAGGAGUUUGCCCACCGGCGGGGCACGGACGUGGGCGGGGCCAAGGAGCAGGCCCCUCCCCCUCCCCCACCCCCGUGCAUGCCUCUGGAGGAGGAGGACGGGGUGGAGCCGGACACGCCCCGCAGCACGGUGUCGGGCAGCGGGCGUACGCCCCGGUCGCGUAAGGACAACCGUGUGGCGCCCCGCUUCUACCCCGUGGUCAAGGAGGGCAGCCGGCCCCUGGACCAGCAGACGCCCCGCAAGCAGAAGACGCGCCACAGCAGCAACCCGCCCGUGGAGCACCACGUGGGAUGGGUGCUGGACAUCCGGGAACACCAGCCCCGCUCGCGCACCACCUCCCUCAGCGAGAUGGGCACAACACCGACGGAGCUGACGUGGGGCGGCGGCAUGCCAUCCCUGCAAGGUGCGGGCGCCUACGGCAGUACCCCGCACUCGCUGCCUAGCUUCGAGCACCCGAGCCACGCACUGCUCAAGGAGAACGGCUUCACCCAGCUGGUGUACCACAAGUACCGCUCGCGCUGCCUCAAGGAGCGCAAGCGCCUGGGCGUGGGGCAGUCGCAGGAGAUGAACACCCUGUUCCGCUUCUGGUCCUUCUUCCUGCGGGAGCACUUCAACCGCAAGAUGUACGACGAGUUCCGCAGGCUGGCCAACGAGGACGCCCGCGCCGGCUACAGGUAUGGCCUGGAGUGCCUGUUCCGGUUCUACAGCUAUGGCCUGGAGAAGCACUUCCGGCUAGAGCUGUACCAGGACUUCCAGAGGGAGACCAUCAAGGACUGCGAACAAGGACAGCUGUACGGCCUGGAGAAGUUCUGGGCGUUCCGCAAGUAUUACCGGCUGAGCCACCAGUGCCCGGUGGACCCUGCCCUGGAGGCCAAGCUCCAGCCGUACCGGAGCAUCGACGACUUCAGGAUAGACGUGGCUGACCUGGCCGAACAAGAGCGCCAGGAAGCGGAGCGCCACCAGAGGCCCCGCCACGGGUCGGAGUGCCAGCCAAGUGGGGCGCCCCACCGGAACCGUAACCGCAGCGCGCCCGGAGUGCGACAGUGACGCCGCUGCCCGCCAUCCCGCCGCCGUUUUGUGCGCUCUGCCAAGGGGAACGUCCGUUCGCCGCUGCGUUCCCGCCGUUCCGGUGACGUUCGUCGGAGCCGUCCCCGACGUCUUGUGACCCGGCGGCCCCCGCCGUCAGACAAUGUGCGUCACAUUUUGCUCGGGGAGUCUCCCGUCUCUCCACCCGCACAACGAGACGACAGAGAGAGCGUGCGUCCCCGAAACUGACAAAUCUAAAUCCCCCCCCCCUUUUUUUUUUUUCGUCUUUUUUCCCCCCUUUUUUUUAGGUCGUGGUGCGUGAUGUUUAGCUCGAUUUUGUUUCUGAGCACGAGGCCACCUCACAAGCCGACCUGUGACCCCGAGGUUAGGGUUACGGUUUGCUCGGGCCACCCAUGGAUGCAAAGUUCUCGGUAGACACGAGACCUCAGCGUGUGGGCGACGACUCACCGCUGCGGUUUGGGUGGGGCCGGGACGAUGAAAUGGACGGUGGGCUCGGGGUUUAAGGUCGAAUUUUUAAGCGGCUGCCGUGCCGACUUCUGGGUGGCUUCGAAGUUGCCAUUGUACGGUUCGUCCUCUCGACGUCGGCACAGCACGCCAAGCACCGAGGCUCGCUCUCGGUACGGAGCCACCACUGCUGCCCUCGGAGCGCACCGGCGUUGCCCUAGCGCUGUCUGCAAAGUGCACCGGUGUUGCCCUGGUGCCACCUGUAGAGUGUACUGGUGUUGUCCUAGUGCUCCCCCAGAGUGCACUGGUGGUGCCCUAGUGGUCUCCUCAGAGUGCACUAAUGUUGCCCUAGUGCUGCCUUUAAAGCAUCCUGGUGCUGCCCUAGUGUUGCUUGCCGAGGACACUUGCGUUGCCCUAGUGCUGUCUGCAGAAUGUACCGGUGCCCCGAGGGUGUGGGGUGGCCGGGCUGUGAUGAGCAGGGCCCAGAGAGGCCAUGUUUGGGGGGUUUGCUUUGGUGAGCAACUUGUUUUGUUGUUUUAAAACCUUACUUUCUCUUCGUCGUUUUGUGGUUCUUACCAUUUCUUUCGGCUUUAUGUCCUCGGCUGUCGACGCAUUUGGCACCGGGUGCAGAUGCACCGACGGUUCCGGUUUUUCUUUGGGGAGUUGGAGCCUUGCGCUUUGUCGUGCGUCCGUAGGGUUUACCGUUUUCUUUGGAAUCCUCCAUAUAAUUUUUUUCUCCUUUCGUUCUUGCUUUGGAAGCUUGACGUUGUACAAUGCUGUAUUAUCGUAGCCCAUGGUGGUGUUGUGGGCUUCUUUCUGUGUCACUUUUGUUUUUUUGUUUUUCAGUUUAUUUGUUCGCUUUGCAACCGCACCUUUUUUAAGCGUUGCAUCGCAGUCCUUCUUCCGGCGUUUGACUCAUCUGGUGUUUUUAUUUUUGGUGGUAACUUUGGUCUGAGUGAAUCUGACGAUACGCCGCUGCAACAGCGAGCCUCGACAUCGCUUCUGCCAGACGCCACCGCACAGACGACGACAUUUUUUAAUGUAACGGUAGAUCGAACACACACAUAUAUAUAUAUAUAAUAAUGAUAAUAAUAAUAAUAAUAAAGGAAUUUUGAAUGGAUUGUGAAUUUUUUUUAAAUCUCGGGGUGUUUGUAAAUCGACGGAUUGCACUAAAUACCCGUUGUUUUUCUAUUAGCCUAAAGGCUCGUUGGGUGUCUGAUUUAGCUCUGUGUGUGACAGGGUGUGAGGUGCGUUGGGUCGGAAGCAAUAUACCCGUUGCCAUCUUCUCUGCCACGCAUUCCGACGCACGUUUUUUGUUACCUGUCGACUUGCACCUGCUUGAUGUGAGUGUUUUGGGGCAACUGGUGAUACCUUGGCUUUCUUUCCUGUCCGUCGCAACUUUUGAGCGAAAUGCAGCGUCGUUGACUUUCUGCUGGAAGUGUGUUCGCGAAGCAUGGAAGAGAGGAGGGAGUGUGCCACCGACAGAAACGCACCCGACCGCGUCCGGAAACUGCCACAGUCACAUCCCCGCGAAGGAAAGGCUCUUUGCCACAGACGUGUGUCCGACGUUCCGCAGGACCUCCGGUGCACACGUCCGCGGGAGAUCCUGCGCAGACAUCUGUGGGACGUCGUCGCGCAACGUCUGCGAAACGUCCCGCACAAACGUUUUUGCGACAUCGGGGCGAAGCGUCCGCAGGACCGCACGUCCUUUCGUGGGGAAUCAUACCCGGGUUCGCGCCCACAUUGCGCGUGCGGACGGAACCUCGGUGCACUUCGGAUCGGACCAGGUCGGGUGCGUCUGCGUGUUCGAUGGAUUUGGGGCCGCGUUCAACGUCAGACAACGUGCGACUCGCAAAGCGUGGCCUGAAAGGCGUUGUGUGUGUGUGCUUGGUUUUUAGUCCCGUAUGUCGUCCUAGCCAACCAGAGAUCAUGUGUAUGAAGCUGCGAACUAGUGAAACAUGAGAGCAAUGAUGCAAUUGAGCUGGUGCCUUCAAUCUUUUGCAUUAAUUGACCCCUAUGUAGAAUACUGCACUAAAGACUUUAAAAUCACUCCAAAACCUAGUUGUCUGUGUGGUUCUUCGUGCGACACCAGCAUGACACGAACGGAUCGGUGUCGGUCGAGCGUGGCAGUACAAAAUGGUCUGAUGUUGAUCCUUCCGUAAAAUAUUGAGCGUCUGCCUAUUCCACGAUCUACAUGAUUAUCUUCAAACUUUGAGUGCGCACUUGCUCAGGAUUUUAUUGUAAACAGAUGUCCCGUUAUCGUGGCAAUCUACACACCGAGCAGCAGAUGUAAAACUGGUGGGGUGCCACUUGCCAAAUGAGGAAAGCUGCAGAAACGGUUGUCUAUAUCCAGGAUGAUAUCUUAUUUAACAUUCAUGGCGUGUAAGGAAUGAAAACUGUUUAGCCAACAGGGUUCAAUCUAUGAUCGGUGAACGCUCAUGGAUUACUCCCCACUUCAAGCCGUUGUCAAACCCUAAGUAAGGUGGGAAGUUUGAACUUUUCAAUUUGGCAGGCAAGUGCUUUGAAAUUCAAUGCUGAAGUUCCAGCUCAAAAUCUCGCCAGAAUCCGCUGGGAACCACUUAAGAUGCAGAUGCAAGACUGGUAAAGCAAAAACGUGGAUGACAGGGAGCUGAAAAAAAGUCUAGGCUCGUUAAAGUUGGCUACAUUUUGGGCCUAAAAAAAAUUACCCAUGUGCUCCAGAUCUCUGAAAUUGAUUCGUUUAGUGGUUUUGAAUGGUGCCCAUCAAGUUUCUAUUUGAAUUGUGCUAUUUUCACUAAUUAGUAGAACAUUUAGUAUAUAAAUUUAGUUAAAAGCCUAAUUAUCCCAUAUGCCAUGUUCCCCGAUAAAUAAAGCUCCUUGGCAGUGACCGA